AUGGAGGAUUAUGAGACGGUGGUGCUCAUUGAAGAGUGUAGCGCCAUUCUGCAAAGGAAGCUUCCUCAGAAACUGAGAGAUCCUGGGAGUUUCACAAUACCCUGCACUAUUGGGAAUUUUGAGAGCAUGAAAGCUCUAUGUGAUUUGGGGGCGAGCAUUAAUCUAAUGUCGCUUUCUGUGUUCAGAAGAUUGAAGCUUGGGGAAGCAAGACUUACAACAGUGACUCUUCAGUUGGCAGGCAGAUCAAUAGCACAUCCUCGGGGUAUUAUUGAAGAUAUUUUGGUAAAAGUGGACAAGUUCAUCUUCCCAGCAGACUUUAUUGUACUUGAUAUGGAGGAGGAUGCCAACGUCCCAAUCAUUCUUGGAAGUUCAUUCUUAGCCACAGGACGAGCUUUAAUCAACUUUGAAGGUUUCGAUGAAAUUGGGGAUAAUUUCAAUAUUCUCAACAGUAGAAGGGAAUUCUCCUCAUAUGACACGAUGGCUCUCAAGGAUGCAAGGGGUGGACUUGACCCAAGUUGA
Messenger RNA from Humulus lupulus (European hop), 519 nucleotides. RefSeq lists its product as uncharacterized. Bases 1 to 519 code for a protein of 172 amino acids. The record is from RefSeq and is a predicted model, not a curated record. Lineage: Eukaryota; Viridiplantae; Streptophyta; Magnoliopsida; Rosales; Cannabaceae. The transcript is spliced from 2 exons.